Molecule: messenger RNA, 839 nt
Organism: Aphanomyces invadans
Lineage: Eukaryota; Oomycota; Saprolegniomycetes; Saprolegniales; Verrucalvaceae
Exons: 1
Coding region: 21-713 (230 amino acids)
Biological process (GO): dephosphorylation
Molecular function (GO): phosphatase activity
Source: RefSeq, a predicted model, not a curated record
CUGGAGCCCUAUAUUCUGCCAUGUCGAAGGCAGAACGGAAGCGAGCCCGCGACGAUGAGACCUCCGAGCAUCGGUGGAAGAAGUCUUCCACCGAUGCAAAGAAGAAAAAACACAAAGCGUACAUGAAAGACUUUAAAGUGUGGUCCAAAACUUCGUCGACCACUGCCGCCGAGUGGCUGACUGAGGACGAAGCUAUCUUGCGGGAGAAACAUCAGUUCCUCCGUAACGACGAUGUGGAUGCUGUUGACGGUGAAAAAGACUGGAAAGUGCGCAUGGCCGUACGAUACUACCAGAAGCUCUCGAAGGAGUAUGCGUUGGCAGAUUUCAGCCGCUACAAGGAGGGAAAGGUCGGGCUACGGUGGCGGACGGAGCGUGAAGUUGUCGAUGGCAAAGGACAAUUCGUGUGUGGAAACAAAAAGUGCGACGCAAGUCAUGGACUCGAAAGCUACGAAGUCCUUUUUGCGUAUGUCGAACACAAGGAGAAGAAGCAGUGCCUCGUGAAACUUCGCGUGUGCCGUGCAUGCGCCCUGAAGCUCUUCCAUCGCAAAAUCCUCGAAAUUCAAGCACAGCAUAGCCAUGACAAAGGUGCCGCUGAUGAAAACGUCCAAAAAUUGCUUCAAGGCAAACAAGUCGAUGACGACGACAGCGAUGAUGAUGGCUAUAUCGAGCAGCGUGAUGACAAGGCAUUUGAGGCAGUCGAUGGAACCAGCUAACUUAUCAAGGAGACUCCCAUUCACUCUUGAGUCUCCCCCGCUCCAUGCCACGCGCUAUGUUGCACAGGUGUUUGGUACACGUGAACGCACUCAUGACAGCAUUGUCGUUGCUGUCCUGAAUUUGUG